This is a messenger RNA of Xiphophorus maculatus (southern platyfish), 2471 nucleotides long. RefSeq names its product potassium channel tetramerization domain containing 4 (gene kctd4). Gene Ontology annotation, biological process: protein homooligomerization. Gene Ontology annotation, molecular function: protein binding. NCBI's taxonomy places the organism in Eukaryota, Metazoa, Chordata, Actinopteri, Cyprinodontiformes, Poeciliidae. Bases 166 to 942 code for a protein of 258 amino acids. The transcript has a single exon. The record is from RefSeq and is a predicted model, not a curated record.
AGGGAAGGAGGAGCGACACACGGAGCCGCUCUGUUCUCAGCUCCUACUCCGCCACUCAGCGCUCUCCCAUCCACCGCCGAACCGCGCCGCUCGGCAGCCGACAGCACCUUCCAGCCUGAGCAAAACCGCAGGAGCCGAGCCGGAGGGGGAGACGCCGGGCGGAGAAUGGAAUGGAACCUCAGAAGGAUGGAGAGUGAACUGAAGCACAUCAACCCGGACCUGCUGCAGCCCAGCAAAAGCUUCAAGAAGCCAUCAUCAGGCACCAUCACCCUCAAUGUCGGCGGGUUCCUGUACACCGCCCACCGGACCACGCUCUCCAAACACCUGGGUUCCUUCCUGGAGGAGCUGGCCAAUGGGAAGAAGGCGGUGCAGCACACCGACUCCAUGGGCAACCCGUUCAUCGACAGGGACGGCCCCGUUUUCCGCCACGUGCUCAACUACCUGCGAACCGGAGAGCUGCAGCUGCCCGACGACUUCCGGGAGGCAGGGCUCCUGCGGCGCGAGGCGGACUUCUACCGCCUGGGCGAACUGGUGGAGGCGGUGAGCGAGUGGGAGAACCAGCGGGCCGCCCAGCGCGAACCCGCCUUCCUGGAGGUGACGGACAGCCACGAGAGGUCGCAGGGCCUGAAGGUGUACUGCAGCGACGCCGGCUUCAUCGACAAGGUCAAAGGGCGGCUGGUGCAGAUCUCCAAGAGCCGGCUCGACGGCUUCCCGGAGGAGUUCAUCGUGUCGUCAAACGUCAUCCAGUUCCGCCACUUCAUCAAGUCGGAGCCGGGCUCGCGGCUCGUCCUGAAGGAGGACAGCACCUUCCUGUGCACGCUGGACUGCCUCAAACUGGAAACGGUGAUGCUGGCGCUCAAGGCGGGCUUCAAGCUGGUCACUGCGCUAGACAGCAGCAAGGGCUCGGUAGUGGCAGCAGAGGCCCUGCACUUCGUCAAAUAGGAAGGAAGCAGGAUAGGCAGGAAGGGGUUAACAGCCACCAGGUACUGUAGGUGUUGUUCUGUGUAACGUGGUAGAAGACUGACGGAUUGAGUCGUAUGUAUUUACUGAACAGCAAGCAUACGCUGCAAAAACACCAUUUAAGUUUUUAAUUUAUUCUGAAGGGACGAUGCACAUUAAUUAACAUUUUGGUAAAUGUGCUGAAAUUAGCCAAAACGCUUUUUUCCAUCUGUUGUCCCUGGAAAGUGAGUAACUGGUCUAGCUAAAAAAGAAAAGUUAAAAUGACUUUAUACAAAUUUUGUCAAUAAAUAUAAAUAGUACACUGCAAAACCAUAAAGUUUUAAUUUUUUUAUGUACAUCAACGUUUUUGUAAGUGGGUCAGAAUUAGCCAAAACGCUAGUUUUUCCUAGAAAUCCAGUAACUUUUCUACCUAAAAACAAACAAUGAUACAAUUCAUUGACAAAAUUGUUCUAAUUUUGUCAAUGAAUACAAACAAGACUCUGCAUAAACAGAGAAUUUGAUUUUUUUUUUUUAUUUGUUAGGGAAACUUUACAUUAAUUAACAUUUUUGUGAAUGUGCCAGAAUUAGAAAAGCCAUUUUUUCCCUAGAAACUUAGUAAUUAGUAUAGCUAAUAACAAAGAGCCUGAAGCCUGAAAACAAGCUCAAAUUUCUGUCUUUUUUUGCAGUGUAAAUAAACUAACAAACACAGUCAUUAUAAAAAAAAGUAUACAAAGUAACUAAAACCAAAUUAAUCCUUCAUCUAGAUGGCAAAACAACACAUAGUGGGAUUAGGAGAAAGUACUUAAUAUUCAAAAUGUUGACAGAUCUGAGGUGUUAUGAACCAAUUCUUUAAAUAAAUUAUAAGUAGUAAGAACUUUGACUGUCUGAUUGACAACACAUUAUUAAGUACUUUUGUCUAGUUCUACUUCAAAUAUCUUAGUUCACCUGAAAUAAGACAAAACUAACUUACAAGUAACUUUUCAGCAAAAAAUAGGGGCUUAUUUCAAUCAAUCAACUUUAUUUUUGCACCGAUAGAUUUACAGUGGGGUGAGACACACACACAAGAAAUAUAAACAUAACAUGAUUAAAUGUGUUCAAUACUUCAUUAGGACCAGAUAAAAUAAGAAUAAUAUAAAAUCGAACUUUGGAAACUUCUAGCAACAAAAAUAAAACUGGUUUUAUUCUGCUUAGUUUUACAUUCGGAGAUUAAUUAUCUGCAUCCAGAUGUUUUAAGUCAUUAAUUCCUUAAUAUUGAUGGAAAAAGUGAUAGCAUGAAUGAAAAAGGUUUCAUUUGUAACAUGGGAGAAAUGUCUUGUUAUAAGUGAAAUCAUCUGCCAGUGGAACUAGAAUUUUUUCCAUUAAAGUCUUAUUAGCUUUAAUAUCUUGCUGAAAAGUUACUUGUAAUUGAGCUUAGUCUUAUUUUAAGAGUAGUAAUUUGUUUUCACUAAAAACUAGACAAAAACAGUUGGUGGUAUUUUAUGUUUUUGCAGUGUACAGUCUGGUAACAGCUUCUUUUGAUAUGGUAAUCUUAA